Cooperia oncophora is the source of this 792-nucleotide messenger RNA. Lineage: Eukaryota; Metazoa; Nematoda; Chromadorea; Rhabditida; Trichostrongylidae. The record is from the annotation of a GenBank genome assembly.
AUGUCGACAUCAUCAGUACAAGCUGAAACGGAUCUUUCGGCUGUACUCCCAUCAUGCUCCCAUACUGGUAUCAGCCUCGAUGUCGACGUUCUUACUAACAUCUUCGAGAAAGUGGGCGCAAUUACAAAUAUACGCGACGUCGUUAAGCUAUCGUCGCUUUCACCAUGGGCCGCGUAUGGUAUCGAACGAUCCCUGAUCAAUCACAGCCACAUUCGAGUGGAUAUUCGAGCUCCAAUCGAAUUUCGGAUCAAUGGCUUGAAAAAGGAGAAACUACCGGUACCUGAACCCGUAAUAUACAUCCAGGGCUCCCGUGUGACCCCAGCUGCGGCAAAAGAGCUUAUGACGUUCCUUAUUAGUAAAAUGAAAGAAAUCAGAGCAGUUUCUCUGAAUAUUGAAGAUUCUGAUCUCACAAUUUUCAACGAGCUACUCGAUCAACUCAUACAAGCAGAAAACGUAAAGCUGGAAGUUCUGCGACUUAGACGACGCAAGGGUGGCCAAGCAAUACCGAAGAUCUCCGAGCUGAUCGCAGCGAAUGCGUCCACGCUUCGAAUUGUCGGUCGGAUUGGGCUUUCUGAAGCUGGGGCUUUGAAUUCUUCAAUACAUCUGGAGCGCCUCUCGUUGAUGAUGUUCGAUCUGGGACUCGAUGCAUCACAGACGGCCAUCUGUGACCAUUUUCUGGAAAUAGCCAGAAGUGGAGCCACAUUCAGACACCUAUCCUAUACCAGCUUCGUCGGUUUCGAUCCCACAGAUGAUGUUGUACAGGUGAGAAGGCUCCAAGGUUCUUCGAAGUAA